Molecule: messenger RNA, 784 nt
Organism: Naegleria gruberi
Lineage: Eukaryota; Heterolobosea; Eutetramitea; Acrasida; Naegleriidae
Exons: 1
Coding region: 147-632 (161 amino acids)
Source: RefSeq, a predicted model, not a curated record
AACGAAAACAAAUCACUCGAGUUUCUCUCCAAGAAGCCUUUGUAAGAUAUCAUACCUGUAACCAAGUUUGCUUUUUGUAAUCAUAUUACCACCACACUCUGUGUAAAUUAUAACAAUACCUGUAUUUUAAAACAAUCCUUAGAAAAAUGUACAAGAAUUUGAUCAAUAUUACUUCAUUUGCUAUUAGAAAGUCAUCGACAACAAGUGGUUGUCAUAAGGCUGGAAGCUUUGUCAUGCCAACAGUUCAUAGCUAUCAUCACAGUUUUAGAAAUAGAGAUUUGGAAAGAGUUGCCUCCUGUGUUGGCCAUUCUCAAGAUGUUACCGUCGAUCAAAGCAACCUUUCGUAUAGUAUUCAACAAUUAAUUGACAAGUUGGAAAAGCUUGCCAAACUGGAUCCACAAUUGAAGAAGAUUUUGCAAGAUUAUUCAUCUGAUGUUUCUAUGACAAGAACUGCUAGAAUGAACAAGUUGACUGCCCAACGUUUAUUCGAAUGCAACUUAAAGGUUCAACAUUACCUCAGUGCACACGUUGGCACUCAAGAAUUGAGAUUCUUGUCAAUGGUAAACUCUGAUCUCGCUGAUGAAUGCUCUGUUAUCAACAAGCGUUUGCAAAAACACAUCUUUUCCACAUAAUCAUUGUACUUUUACUCCAAACACCAACUUGUAAAUAAUAUUACUGAAUGUUUGAACAUCAAGAAAACAAUACAACCCUCUCUAGAGAAUUAGUAGUUCGUUAAAGAAUGGGAAAAUAGCACAAUAAAAUCGCUUAAAAUGUUUGACAGUUC